UUUGGCUCAUGCCUCAGCGUUUGGGAGUGCUCCCAGCGGAGCGCGUGGAAUCUCCGUGGCCGCUCGCGCGCUUUGGCGCGGCCCAUGGAGGAGGGCCAUGCCAAAUUCGGGCCGAAGCCGGACAAGGCGCAGUUCCAGCCGGAGGGCAGGUGACGGGCAUGGAGGCCGUGGCGUGCAGCUCAAAGGACGAGGAGCAACACUGAAGCCUCGACCGGAGGGUGUGCGGGCGGUGCUGGUCGCCCAUGAGGCUGGAGCGCCCUCGCAAGGCUCGGUGUCGAGCAGCUCAGACUCCGAGGCGGACAUGGCCAAGCCUCCGGGCGUGUGGGAUGGUGUGAAGACGAAGCAGCCACCUCCACGGCUGAAGGUCUCCGGCUGUACCCACAGCGCGGUGAGAGCCAUCAUUUGUGGUGAUUACUUGCCUGAAGCAAAGUCCAACCACGAGAAGCCAGUCUACAGGAAAGUGGAUGGAAAGCAGGUGCUACUCUACUUCUGGGAUGCUCGCCACGGCACCGAGCAGAUGGGCUGGUGGUUCGGCCCCGAGAUCGGUGGCGAGAAGGUCUGGGCGCACAACGCCUCGCCGGGCGGCCCCGAGCCGCCCAGCAAGGGGUGCCACCCGCGCCCGAUGCCGUGGCGCGCGAGGUCGAGUUUGGGCCGGCGCUGUGUCAUCCGCAGCAAAGAAGUUCUAGAUUUUGGGAGGAGAGACUCCCUUGGAAAUUCCAGAUUCGAGGCAGGUAGGGCAUCUCAGGCACUUGAAGUAAAGGAGCUUAGCAUCAAUCAUGGAACUUCCUUCAUUCUAUUCCGCAAAGUGGUGCCUCUCCACUGGUCGAGCCUGAGUGAUUACAGCGUUUCUGUUGAACAUCUUCGUGCUGUUUUUCUUUCCAACAGGGCAUCUCAGGCCGGUUGUUGGAGUCGGGCCAAAAACGAGAGGAGGAAGAUCAAGAUGGCCUGAGCAAGUGAAGGAUGGCCAUAACAAAACCAUUUGCCUCCCUCUCCAGGCUUUUGAGAUGCUCCCUGGCUGAGGUGUUGGUGGCGAGAAUGGGAUGAGUCAUGGCAUUUGGGGCCCUAACCAGUCCACCGGGCCACGAGUCCGACUGGUCGUCCAUGACGGGAGGUCAACCACUUGGUCUCCUGGUUCCAGCUCCCCACAGCCCCA
Molecule: messenger RNA, 1153 nt
Organism: Durusdinium trenchii
Lineage: Eukaryota; Dinophyceae; Suessiales; Symbiodiniaceae
Source: the annotation of a GenBank genome assembly